Molecule: messenger RNA, 318 nt
Organism: Danaus chrysippus (African queen)
Lineage: Eukaryota; Metazoa; Arthropoda; Insecta; Lepidoptera; Nymphalidae
Source: the annotation of a GenBank genome assembly
AUGAGUAGGAGCCUAUCUGAUCCCUUGGAUUUAGGAGCAGCAGCGGCAAUGCAGCAACCGGAGCCUUCGAUAAGCAUGAUUUGUAACACGGCACGUCAACGCCAACAGGACAGUAUGGUGAGCGUCAGGUGCCGUCCACGGUUGGUGGAGCAGCAAGUGCUGGGGCGUGCGGCGGUUAGCAGCAACCAGUUGGCAGCAGAGCAGCACACGAGCCGACAGGUGUACGACACGCUUGAACAACACUUACAAGACAUGUAUGAACAACACACACAAGACAAUACAAACUCACUAGCUAUGAAUAGAAUAACUAAAUAUUGA